This is a messenger RNA of Hydra vulgaris (swiftwater hydra), 755 nucleotides long. The record is from RefSeq and is a predicted model, not a curated record. NCBI's taxonomy places the organism in Eukaryota, Metazoa, Cnidaria, Hydrozoa, Anthoathecata, Hydridae.
ACUACUUUUUUACAGUCUCCUGAUAAAGCAUGGGAGGAGAAUCAAUGAGUGCCAUUGAAUCAAACCCAAUUGCAGAAAGUCCACAGUUGCAGAGCGUAACAGAUAAUUCUUCAAUGAACAAUGUAUCAGUGUUAUCCAAUUCAACAUUGCAGCAUGAAAAUGUGUCAUAUGGAAAUUCCAAUUUUUCAAUAUGUCAAUCUGACCCAGCAUUUUGGAAGGAUUUGAAAGAAGCACAAUGCUACUGGAUUUCUAUAAAAGAAAUUCCUGAUCAAAAUGUUGGAGAUCAAAAUUUUAAAAAAUCCCAAAAAGUUACUGACACCAAAAUAAGGUGCUGCUCUCUUAACUUUUUUUUUUUAAGUUGAAAAAUGGUGAAGUUCAAAAAAAUUAUUUUUUUGCAAUAAGCGUAUGCCUCGCCACCUCACGGAUGCGUUUUUUUAAACCUUGCUGUUGACAGCUUACUUUGGGUUUCUCCAAUGCCUGUAUAAUUUCUGUGCUUCUUCAACUCAUAGAUGGCAGUUCUUGUCUUGUAAGUGGUGCUGGAAAGGACAGGAAAGUUACCAUCAAAAGCCUGAGUGGGACAAGGUGGUCAGCAAGAGCCAUUUCUACUAAAGUUUUACAUUCAAAUUACAAUUAUAUUCUUGCUUUUAUGACAUAGGCACAUAAUAAUGUUACGAUUUGAUGCUACUAGUAUUUAAGUUCAGGAUAAAACUGCAGAUUUGGCUCUUGGUGUUCGAUCGCUUAAGGUGAGUUUCCAC